Molecule: messenger RNA, 1302 nt
Organism: Melampsora larici-populina 98AG31
Lineage: Eukaryota; Fungi; Basidiomycota; Pucciniomycetes; Pucciniales; Melampsoraceae
Exons: 9
Coding region: 1-1302 (433 amino acids)
Source: RefSeq, a predicted model, not a curated record
AUGUGGCACUAUGUAUACAUACAACGGACCAAGCCUAUUGAAAUUUCAACAACUCAUCUUGAUUCAGACCCUCGUGUUGUCUCACCCGGUGUGUCCAAGCAGAUGAUGUUGGACUGGAUGCAUAUCAAUCAUCCAAAGAUUCCAAUACGACCGAGGAUUGACCCAGUUGGUUUGGCUGAGCUGGUUCGAUCAGUCCAGCCCGAAUACUUUCCUAAUCCAGCCACUGACAAACUUGCUUGUACGACUGCCAGCGCUUCAAGCAUUGAGGCAUCUAUCUUGACCGAUCAGCCCACUACCACAACCAUGGAGAUCCGCAGUUCAACCUCUACAUCACGAUACCCCAAGCUUCAAUCACUCGAAGAACUCCAAGAUUCCAAGCCUUUCCAACCGCCGACUCCGCCAUUUUUCAAAUUAAACACAGUUGGACGACAGGGCAAGCGAGUUGCGUCCUCCGAGGUCAAACAAAGUCCAAAGAGUAGUGAAUUGGGUUCAGACAUACGUCGUAUAAGCUCAAAGACUUCCAAGAAGAAAAAAAUCACCCAUUCGUCCCAAACUGUCACAAAACCUACCAAGUCGACUGGGGAUUCCGUUCAUCCAAGUAUCCAGCCAUCUUCACCUGGUCACAUCAAUUCAAAUACGUCUCUCACUUUUGAGCACGAUGAGAAGGAUCUCAAAGACCUACACGACUCUCUCGCCAUGCCAGCCUUGCCUUCACAGGGUGCUAUCACCAAAUUACAUGUUCCCAAACGUAAUGCAAUGAAACCCUCGCCUAUUCUUGAUCACAUUGAACCUCGGAUCGUUCCUCAACAGCCAGCAUAUUCCGAAAGUACUGAAAUCAAAGAUCUCAUUGAUUUUUCGGAUACUGAUUGUAUGGAUAUUGGAAACCAAGUGUUAGGCAAGGAUAUUCCGCCAAUUUCUCCUACCACUGUGAUUGGAAAGAAGCGAUCAGGUGUUGAUGUGUUUAAGGAAGAAAGGGGACGUGAAGCACGUAUUUGUCAGCUCGAAAAAUCAAUUGCUCAAAUCUUGGAAGAGGUGGGUCAACUGAGUGCUGACGUUUUACAAGCCAAAACGCAACUGGAAGUUCAGGAACACAAGAUUCAAAUACUCAAAACAGAUCAAGAGUGCCUGAAGAAAACAGCUAACAUUACGAGUACACUUCAUCCACAAGUUACUCAUUUAGAAAUUCGAGUUGACACCUUGCGCCGCAAAGUAGACACAGAUCACGAAGAGAUUGUGACACAUGGUCACAUCCUUGAGAAGUUGAUGGCUUCGGAUGACGAAGAAGAUGAGAGUAGCGAUUAG